Molecule: messenger RNA, 6869 nt
Organism: Chlamydomonas reinhardtii
Lineage: Eukaryota; Viridiplantae; Chlorophyta; Chlorophyceae; Chlamydomonadales; Chlamydomonadaceae
Exons: 13
Coding region: 223-5490 (1755 amino acids)
Biological process (GO): microtubule-based movement
Cellular component (GO): kinesin complex; cytoplasm; membrane-bounded organelle
Molecular function (GO): kinesin binding
Source: RefSeq, a predicted model, not a curated record
AAUAUAUUACAGCACACAAGGGUGUGGCGCGAGUGAGGAAAAUAUCAUACCUCCUUACUGCCCCAAGCAUAUCGCCUCACACGCGGCAAUUUGAGUAGCUGUAAUUAACUACGGGGCACAAACUGCAACUAGGCUGAGCUUUGAGCCCCUCGAAGGAAGGGCCAACUGCCCAAUGUCGCUGAGAACUCCCUGACGCCUGCUAGAUAGCAGGAGUUUAGUGCCAUGGCGGAUUUCAGCAGGUCUGGCAUUUCUAUCGCCGGCCUGCGUGAGCUCGUCGCACGAUGUGGAAGCGAAGGCGCAGCCUGGCGGUCGGAGGAGGUAGUGAACCGCGUCAUUCGACCAGCAACCCUGUCAGAUGGGUGUGCUUGGAUCGACCUCCUGCCAAAUGAGCAGCGAGGAACGCCAAACGUUGUGGCCGUGCACGCAUGGAGUGGCUCGUUUCGGCAACUGGUUGAGGCGCUCGCGCAAACACGGCCAGGGGAGGAUGAGUCAAAGCUGUUCGUCUGGCUGGACAUGGUGGCGUGCGUGUUGAACGAGACUGGUGAAGAGGAUCGGCUGGACACGGUGUCGCACGCUGCCACGGCCACCGGCGCCGCCUCCAUCGCGGCCUCCUCUCGGGGCGGGGCUGCUCCCUCGGAGGCCCUUGGGCCGCCCAUCUCGGGUCCGCCGGCUAGCGCCCUACAGGCCUAUCGCGAAGCCGUUAAGGCUGUGGCAGAGGCGGGCCUGACACAGCCGCCCACCGCCGCCGCAGCGUCUGACAUAGCGGGCGCAAACAGCAGUGGGGCCGAGGGCGGCGCAGCGGAGGGCGGGGAGGCGGCGGGGCCGAAGGAGGGAGAGGCGAAGCAGAAGGAGCCAAAGGCGGCGGGCGGAGACGGCGCGGCGGGAUGGGGCUGUCUGGCCGUGGUCCUGGAUCCCAGUGCAGCCGUGCUGACGUCACCCUGGUGCCUGUACGGCAUAUGGCUGUACCUCAAGCAGCGCACGGCCACGAGGCUGGCGGCAGCGGCGGCGCAGCCGCCGCCCGCCGGCGGUGCCGAAGGCACGCCCGGGCCUUCGGCCGCGGUGGCUGCCAUGGCUGCGGCUGGGGACGUGGUGCCGGUGUGUGCUGCUGGUCUGGAUGCGCUGCUGGUGCAGCUGGUGUGGGAGAACCUCAGCCUGCUGCAGGGCUCGCCGCACACCGGCGAUGCGCUGCACGCCACGCUGCUCGAGGACGUGGCCAUGCAGGAGCCGGUGCCGGCGCUGCCGCAGGCGCCGCCGCCGGCGGCGGCCACCGGGCAGGGCGGGCAGGGCGGCCAGCGGCCGAGCACCUCCUCUGGCGGCGGUCCGAGCGCCAGCGGCGGCGUGACGCCCGCGCGCAGCGCCAACAAGGACGCCAGCUUUGCCGGCGGCGCCGGCAACCCUCCCAGCGGCGAGCCAGAUAUUGAGGAGCGCAUGGCCGACGCUGAUGCCGCUGUCAAGGCAGCGGUGCUCGUCAGUCUGGAGAAGCGGGUGCGGGACCUGGAGGCGGCGGCGGAACCCAGCGGCGGCUCCGCCGCCGCGCCGCCGGUGGUGCACGCCCUGGCGGCGGCGAAUGACGCCUCCGGCUGCCUGGCCUGGGCGGCGGGGCGGCCCGCUGACGGCGAGCCGUUGCUGCGGCGCGCGCGCGAGCUGCGCAUGCACGCCCUGGGCCCAACGGGCGCGGCGCCGCUGCUGGCGGCACACAGCACCAUGCACCUGGGCGCGCUGCUGCACAUCCUGCACUUCCGCAGCGCCGACGAGGCCGAGCUGCUGCUGCGCUCCGCCGUGGAGCUGCUGGACGCAGUGGACGGCGACGGCGAGACGGCGGCGGCGGCGGCGGGCGGCUACACCGCCGCCGUGGCGCCGCCGCUGCUGGCGGCGCAGGCGCGGCACUUCCUGGCACAGCUGCUGUCGCUGCGCGCCGCCGCGCACGCCUACGCUGCGCCCAGCCUGCGCAACGCCACAGGGCUGCACCACCUGCCCUCCCGCAACGCGCGCACCGUCGCCGCCGGCGUCGCCGCGUCCGCGUUUGCGGCACCCGCCCCUGGCGGGGCCAGCGGCGCCGCCCCCGCCCCCACCGCUCCCGGCGCACCGCUUGCAGUCACCUCCUCGCUCCCCGCGGACACGGCGCCGCCGCUGGAGGCGGACACGCGCGCCGCCGCCACGGCGCACGCCUACACCACGGCCUCCUCCGGCGGCGCCGCCCCCGCCGCCGCCUCCUACCCCAUCCUGUCCGGCGGCGCCAGCAUGCAGCUGCCGCCUGGCAACGCGCCUGCAGAGGUGGCUCCCCUCCUCCGUGCCGCCCUCCCGGUGUUCGAAUCCCACUACGGCGCAGAGCACCCGCUGACCGCCACGCUGCACAGCAACCUGGCUCUGGCUCUGAAGGACCACGGGCGGCUGGAGGAGGCGGAGCCGCUGCUGCGGCGCGCGCUGGCGGUGCGGGAGGCGGUGCACGGGCCCACGCACCUGGACACCAUGCGCACCAUGAACAACCUGGCAGGGCUGGUGGAGGCAAAGGGUGACCUGGAGGAGGCUGAGGCGCUGCUGCGGCGCGCGGCGGAGAUGGCGGCCAGCAGCCUGGGCCCCAUGCACGCGGCCACUGCCAACGCCCUGUCCAACCUUGGCGUGGCGCUGAGGAAGGCCGGCAAGCUGGAGGAGGCUGAGGAGCUGUUCAAGACGGCGCUGGAGAUCCGCGAGCGGCUGCUGGGCGGUCUGCACCUGGACACGGCCGCCUCGCUCAGCGAUAUGACGCUGCUGCUGCUGGAGCAGGGCAGGGCGGCGGAGGCGGAGCCGCUGUUCAGGAGGAUCCUGGACAUCCGCGAGCUGGUGCUGGGCCCGGCCCACCGCGACACCGCCGCCAGCCUGUGCGACCUGGCGGGGCUGCUGGCCUCGCUGGACAGGGCCAUGGACGCGGAGCCGCUGCUCAGGAGGGCUGUGUCCAUCCACGUCCGCGCCCUGGGCCCCGGGCACGAGGACACGGCCGCCUCCACGCGCGAGCUGGCCCGGGUGCUGGCGCAGCAGGGGCACGCCGCCGAGGCGGAGAAGCACUACCGCCGAGCCCUGGGCGUGCUGGACACGGUGCUGGGCCCCGUGCACGCCGAGUCGCUGCUGACCGCCAACCAGCUGGCGCUGCUGGUCAAGGACAACGGCGGCGACCCCGAGGAGGCGGAGGCGCUGUUCAAGAGGGUGGUUGCGGCCACUGAGGUGCUUGACAAGGCCGACAAGGAGAAGGAGGUCGCCGCCGCCGGGGCCGAGGCCGCCGGGGCGCCGCCGGCUCCGCCUGCUGCCGGCGCCGUGGAGCCGCGGCUGCGCGCUGCGGCCAUGGUGGCGCACCGGGGCCUGGCGGAGAUUGCGGCGGCGGCGGGGCGGCUGGAGGAUGCCGAGGUGCUGUCGUGCAAGGCUCUGGUGAUGAGCGAGAAGGCUCUGGGCCCCACCCACCCCGUGACGCUCACGUGCGCGGAGGGGCUGGCGGAGGUGCUGCUGCAGCAGGGCAUGCUGGAGGACGCGGCCGAGUUGUACCUGCGCCUGAUCGAAAGCCUGGCGGAGACCGUGGGGCCAGACGACGAGAACGUGCAAAAGUACCUGUCUCAGUACGAGGAGCUGUAUGAGCUGUUGGCGCUGCAGGAGGAGGCGCGGCUAACGCAGGAGGCGGAGCAGCGCGAGCGCGCCGAGGGCGGCGGCGGCGACACAGAGGACGACGCCAGCAGCGCCGUGGGCCCCGCCGAGGCCGCCGUGCCGGUGCCCGUCCCCUCCGCCGCCGCCCUUUCCAAGUCAGCCUCCGCCCGCCUCAAGAGCAACCUCAAGCAGUCCACGCUCCUGGUCGGGCGCAGCGGCGGCAGCACCACCAGCGCCAUCAGUGCCAUGCUGGUGCCGUACAAAAACGCCAACGUUGGAGGCGGGGACAACAAGAAACGGCAGGUGCGGCUUGCGCCGGGCGUGCAUGAAGAGGACGAGAAUGCCGGUGGCGGAGGCAGCGGCGGCGGCGCGCAGCGGCGGAUCAGCGUGGUGGUGGCCGCGGGCGACGACGACGACGACAGCCGCAGCGUGCACCACUCCUUCGCGUCGUUCGUGAGUCGGCGCAGCAUGGCCGGUAAGUCGGACUUCGCUGGGCCCAGCGGCGGCGCCUCGCUCGUGGGCGAGCUGGCCAGCCGCGCGCACUCGGUGGUGGACCGCAUCCACUCCAGUCUGGUGGCGGCGGGCCGCCUGCCCAGCAUCACCGCGCAGUUCGGGCCGGGGCACCGCCUCAGCCGCUUCCACGGCCCGGGCGCGCCGGGCGCCGCCGCCGGCGCAGCGGGCAGCGGCGGCGGCGCGGGGGCCGCAGGCCCCGGCAGCCCCACGCGCAACCUGUACAACGCGACGGGCAGCAACAGCCGCAAGAACCGCGCGGGCGAGGCCACGGGCGCGCGCAUCACCUCCGCCGGCCCCACCAUGCGCACCGGCGCCGCCGUCACCUCCAGUGCCGGUCGGCACGGCUCCACAGACGCGGCGUUGGCCGUCGGCGCCGGCGAGGCCGAGGUGGUUGUGUCGCCGGGGCUCCCGGUCAUGAGUGCCGAGGAGACAGCGGCGGCGGGCGCCGCCAGCGCGCACCUGGGUGACGGCCCCCGCGCCAUUUCCGCCGACGGCGGCCCGCUCUCGGCCGGCACCACCGGCAAGGGACACAGCGCCAGUGGCGGCGCCGCUGCCGACGGCGACGGCGACGGUGACGAUGACGCCAGCAUUAUCACCGGGGCACCGGUGGUGUCGGCGUCACUUCGCGCUUCGCCCGCGCCGGCGCCCAAGCCCGGCAGCAUCAGCGGCGCCGCGCGCUCAGCCGCCCCUUCCGGCGCGCACCCGCCCGACGCGUUCGGCGACAUCACAGCCGUCACCUCGCCUGGCGGCGCCGCCACCGAAGGCGGUGCCGAGCCGCUGUCCGCCGAGCCCACAGACACCAACACCAACACGCUGCUUCGGCCCAGCCACUCCAAGGGGCAGCACGCGGGCCUGGACCACCUGCCGGGACUGGGCGCGACCGCGUUCGGCAGCGUCAGCGGCCGCAUCAUGUCCGGCAAGGCGCCGGGUGGUGGUGGCGGCGGGCAGGGCGGCGGGCGGCGCAGCAUGACGGAGACGGGCGGCGAGGAUGGCGGCGUGCCGUCCAUUGCCGGGGGCCGCAGCCACCGGGCCAUGACGGCCUCGCAGCUCAUGAUGCGCGGCAGCCUGUCCAAAAAGGCGCUGUUGGCACAGGCGGACUUGGACCUUGACGACGAGGAGGACGACCGCUACGGCCGGCCGCCGCCGCCCGCCGCCACUAGCGCCGGCGGCACCUCGCAGCGUCGCUCGCUCGAGGGCUUUGCCGGCAACGGCAACGAGAGCCACCAGAACGGCAAUGGCGGCGGGGCCGGUGCGGGCGCGGGCGCAGGCGGCUAUGUGAGCGAUGAGGACACGGGGUCGGUGGGCUGCUGCGGCAUAAGCGCCGGCGGCAACAAGCGCCGGCAGGGGCGCAUUACGCCCGCGAGGUGAUCUGUUGCUAAUGAUUGAUGCGAGGUAGUAUAAAUGCUUGCUCAAGAUGUGUGCGCUAUGACAGCUGUGGCAUGAAAGGAAGAACGGCGGGGUGUACAAAUGGCGAGUGGAUAGGCUGGCGGAAACGGGGAUAAGGUAUAUGAGUACGGUAGAAUUUCUGCGGGCCCGGGUUCGGAAUGCGUGUUGCGCGGGAAACACAUGGCACUCGGGUUAUGUGCAAGCUGAAUAAGUUUGCACACGCUUCAAAGCGUGCUGACGGCAUGGAAAAUACAGUCUUGCGUUUGGAUCACGCUAACGUCGUGCAGUAUAAGGCCAUACAGCUUUAGAGUGCACAGCUGCAGGCCGGCGUCUGGGCCCAACCAGACGCCUAUGAGCAACUGAGCAUCAGUGCGUGCGGCGGCGUUUGUGGGCGCGCGCGGCCUUGCAGUUCGCGCGCAUGGCGUGUACGUAAGGCACACGCGCCUGUAGUAGCAGAAGCGAAUGCGGUGGUAAUGGUGAUGUGCCCCAUUGUACAGUGAGCCCAGAUCUGAAGAGAGGUGUGGCUCAGACUUUCCGUCUCGGUUUCUAAUGCGGUAUGCAGCGAGUGCCGUGAGUGGGCGCGCGGGCGGGGUACGCGAUGCGCGUGCAAGUGGUUUCCGCCGGCGCCGCCAGGAUGCCGUCACGGGUUUGAGCCAGAGAAAGAUGUGGUGAGCGGCAGGCGCAGCAGUGGUAUUCAUUGUUCGGGGCCUUCUCGGGGCCGGUCAGGAUGUGCACACGGUUGGCUUAGUCGAUGUGGCGAUUGAUCGCGGGUGCGCCUUGCAGACCGGCGGACACUUGUGGUGCCGGGGUGACACUUGUGUAACCCGCGACAACGGGCGUCUUCCAGGGAUUGUGGCUUUUGUUCACGUCAUGCGUUCCGGUCAAUGCGCUGAAGCGCAGGAGCACGCUCGUGGGUCUGGCCAGGGACCCCUGGAGCAGGCCGAGCCGCUGGCGGGAACCGGGACAUGAUGGGGCGCAUCUCGCCCAACGCCGUACGGUACGCAAUCCACUUCCAAGCCGCUUCUACAUGUAGAGUAUAGCCAUGGUCAACGCAUGUGUGGUACUGCUGAUGGUGGGCGUGGUGUCGGUCUUCUACCUGCCGUACGGCGCGGUGCUGUUUGGGAUCGCCAUCGGCGCAUCAGCAACAUACGGCACGCACACCGUGUAUGUGAGAUGGCUGGAUUCGACGCAAGGGAAUACACAGGUGGCAUGGUCGCCAUGGGCCCAUCCCGUGUAGAGCUCUGGAAGCGCAUACAAGUGAGCCUGUAGCGGCUGCAAGCACCGCAUCUCGUCAGCUGGCAAUCCUGCAGGGCCGUCAGGGGACGCCAAGCACGGGGAUACGAAUCUGGGAUGUUCGCUUA